AAGAACAGCAAAAAGAAAAAACAGACAUUCUUUACUCUGUCCAUUUACCUGUGGAUACAAAUAUAGGGUACUGGGACAAAGUAUUCAAUAGACUAAAAAGUAAAAAAAAAGAUGCAAUCCAAUUCAACAGAAGCAGGAAUAGAGCUGAAUCAAUACUUCUCUGACAGAGCAGCAACAAAAAGCUGAAAUCCUCAUUGCACAGGUCAUUAUAUUAUUGUGUUCACCCUCUGUGGUUACUUCUAAAAAACGUUUAUCUAAAAUCUGAUGUUUUGUUUUACAGGUUUAUUCCAUUCGUCACAGACAGAGAGAGAGACAAGGCAAAAUCCAGAGUAAAAACCAAUCCCUAGUGUGACAAAGACGACAACAUUCUGAAGACAAAGCGGGGAUCCUCACAGAUGAGUGGAUACUUUGUGGAUGCACAUCUUAGUUGUCCCUAAUGUCUGCUUUACAACAAGAGAGAAGUCAACGUAACCUUUACUUCAACUGGCAUCGCACAUUUUGAAGUGAAGCCAAGCUCCUUAGUCUUACCAGCUGAGCUGUCGAUGGAGAUCAUGAGUAACUCUCAGUCUCUCUACCUGUUCCUUCUGCCCAUUGUCUUUUAUUUACUUUCACUCCUCCUGUGCCCCGCAUUUGCCAGUUCAGGGUCUGACUAUGACUAUGGAGCCCACCCACGCUUUGUUUGCACCCCUAUUCCCAUGGAUGCAGACCCUGCCUGCUUCCCUGCAGCCGGUCCAAGCGUAGGACCAGUACCAGGACCAGGCCAUCAAAGUGCACCUCCUGCUGGCUGGUGGGGGGCGAGCGAAGAAGCCAAAGCCACCAUCCUCCACCUCAGGGAGAGCCUUGUCCAGCAGAAAGAGACCAUCCUGGACCAGAGGGAGACCAUCAGAGAGCUGACAGCCAAGCUCACCCUGUGUGAGGGCCUUGGACGGGGUGCGGUGCCUCACGACGAACACGACGGCGCGGCCUCACACUCCCAUCACACAGGGGGGGGCGGUCAUCAUACAUACACUGACAACGGGCACUAUAGCAACCAGCAGGGUCACCAUGGUAACAGCAACCUCAUACCGGACUCACCUCACUACCCCUCGGCGGGGGGGCACCGAUCUGAUGGAGGCCACAGCAGCAACAACCAGGGGAAGGAUAAACAUGUGACACCAGGGGACUUCACAUCAUCGCCAGAGCAGAUGGAGAGGAUGCUGCAGGCGCUGAAGGAGAGGCUGGAGAACCUGCAGCAGAAGAGAAACACAUCCAUGACCUACUCCAGCUCUCUGAAGGAGCUGCUGCAGAGGAAGAUCAGCACUCUAGAGCAGCAGCUGCACCAUCGCACCUCCGCCCUCAGCAGUCCUGACCAUCAUGAUGAUGACGUCAGCCACAGAAACGAUGGAGACCACCAUGAUGGUGACAAUCACCACGAUGACAUACACUCAAACGACCACAAUGACGAUCACAACGACAGCGAUCACAGUCACAGCGAGAACCAUGCGGACCAUGAUGACGACAGCCACAAUGAUGACAAUCAUGAUGCAGACGAUCACCAUGACGACCAUGAUGACAGCCACCAUGAUGAUGAUGAUGAUGAUGAUGAUGACCACCACAGUAAUGAAGCAGACAAUCACAGUUACCUUGCACACACAGGAUACAGAACUCAAGGGCCACACGUUGGUUUCCACUCCAAUAAACUGGAAACAAUGCUCAACCAGCUGCACCUCGCAGGUUCCAGGAAGAAAUCCAAGAGUCCUGAUGCCUUCCAGAUCAGCUUCCCCAUGAGAACCAACUACAUGUACGGGCGGGUGAAGAGGACUCUGCUGCAGGAGAUCUUCGCUCUGACUUUGUGUCUAUGGAUGAAGGCAGGCAUGGGAUCUGGCCUUGGGACGCCCUUUUCCUACUCUGCCCCUGGACAGGCCAAUGAACUGGUGCUCAUCGAGUGGGGGAACAACCCUAUGGAACUGCUGAUCGAUGAUAAGGCUGUGACACUCCCCCUGUCUCUGGGUGAUGGGAAGUGGCACCACGUGUGUGUGACUUGGUCAACACGGGACGGACAGUGGGAGGCCUACCAGGAUGGAGUGCAGAAGGGGUCAGGGAUCAAUCUUGCUCCCUGGCACCCGAUCAAACCUGGAGGGGUCUUCAUUCUAGGACAGGAACAGGACACUCUGGGAGGCCGUUUUGAUGCAACUCAAUCAUUUGUGGGCGAUAUGUCAGAUGUGCACAUGUGGUCACAUGUCCUGACUGCCAGUGACAUCUACAGCCUGGCCUCCUGCGGCAGCCACCUCAGAGGAGACAUCAUUGCUUGGUCCGACUCGGAGCUGGAGCUUCGCGGAGGUGUUUCCAGAUACCCCUUUGAUCCCUGUCAUUAAAAGGCAGUGACACCAGUGAAGAACUUGGAACAUACUGACAACAUUUAUAAUGUUUCACAGCUGCAAGAAUAAAACAAAAGUCCCUUUGACUGUCAGUCAUUUUUCAGGAUGAUCACUCAGUGGCACCGACUCCUCAGAACUUAGCAUCAAUGCCUUCCUGAAUUUAAUCGGUGACUUUUUCUUAAAAAAGAAAAAUGACAAUAUGUUUAUUCUGUGUUUACAGAUACUGUAUAGGGACUUAAUGGUCUUGGGCCUUAGGUUUUCGACUCCACUUUAAUCAUGAGGUAGUGUUUUGUUUUAACAGACAGGUGCUGUAUGUGACAUAUUGUCACAUUGUUAAUAAUACUGUAGGGUCUGUGUGUUAAAAAUUAAUGGACCUUACAUGGGUUCUGUGGUGGUGAAAUGUUAUUAGUCUGAAUGAUAUUCAUAGAAAUGUGCUGAGAAAUCAAUAUGUAAUCUGGAUGACCUUUUUUUAAUAAAGGUUUAAACAGGAAAUACAGCUAAUUUACCAAAGAAAGUAGAAUUGAUUUGUGUUAUUCUGUAUUAUUUCUAUGUGUCAUAGAUAGAUCGUUGAUUCGUUUCGAGAGGAACACUGAAAUGUCUGUUUUUACAGCCUCUGCUGGUUUAACAUGGACUCUAAGCAUGAUACUGUAUUCCAGCACUGCUGCUUCAAACUAACAGUAAUUUCAUAUUUUUAUAUAUUCAUCACUAUACAAAUCGACCUUUCUCACUUUUUUUGUCUCUGAUAAAUUAUAGCUAUCUUUUUUUAAAUGACGUGUUUUGUGUUAUCAAGUUAUUGCACUGUGGCUUUUUUAAUGUCUGAAAUGAUCUGGCCUUGACUGUAUAUUUGUUAUUGUACUGUAUAUAAAGCGCUGAACUCGGGCCGGGUGUCU
Molecule: messenger RNA, 3247 nt
Organism: Acanthopagrus latus (yellowfin seabream)
Lineage: Eukaryota; Metazoa; Chordata; Actinopteri; Spariformes; Sparidae
Product: neuronal pentraxin-1
Exons: 5
Coding region: 543-2354 (603 amino acids)
Source: RefSeq, a predicted model, not a curated record